AUGACGUCAACAGCGUAUCCCCCCGGCAAGGCCAUCAACGGGUCCAACGGUGGGUUCUUUAAUGGAAGCCCCGAUGACGUCAUUAGCCAAAAAUAUCCACACGGUCAAUUUUUUAUAUUUAUUCUGAAUCCAGUGAUCGCGUCACGCCGGCCGGGAGUCUGCCGCUGGAUGUCACGCUCGGGGGACGCGACCGACCAGUCCUCGACGCCCUCGCCGCCGCCCUCCCCGUCGCCGCCCCUCUCGCCCACCCCCUCCUCCGCCUCCCCGCAGCCCCGCCCCCCGGGGGGCGCCCUCUCGGAGGACGAGCUCGUCUCGGACCUCUCCUCGGAGGCGGAGGAGGCGGCGGCGGCGGCGGCCCUGGGCGGCGCCCACCUCCCGGCGGCCCCGCGGAAGGUGUUCACCAACAGCCGGGAGCGGUGGCGGCAGCAGAACGUGAGCGGGGCCUUCGGGGAGCUCCGCAACCUCGUCCCGACGCACCCGCCCGACAAGAAGCUCUCCAAGAAUGAGAUACUCCGCAUGGCUAUCAAGUACAUCCGGCUGCUGACGGGCGUGCUGGAGUGGCAGAAGGCGCAGGAGGCGUCCAUCCAGAACAACAACAACGACGACUCGGUCUGCAACCCGUACCGGAGCUGCUCGGCGCCCUCUCUGGCGGCGCGCCCGGGCAGCAACGGGGUGCGGCGCCCCAAACGGCGCUUCCCGGGCCCGUACUCCAUGCCCCCGGCCCCGUACUCCAUGCCCCCGGCCCCGGGGCCCUGUCCCCGCGAGCCCCCCGCACACCCCUCCGCCCUCAGGAGCCUCUCCGUCCUCACGACCGCCGUCAAGAUCGAGGACGAGUCCGGCGCCAUCGUCCUCAAGAAUGAGGAGCCCUUCUGGCUCGCCAGGAAGAAGGAUGACGUCUGA
Molecule: messenger RNA, 900 nt
Organism: Bemisia tabaci
Lineage: Eukaryota; Metazoa; Arthropoda; Insecta; Hemiptera; Aleyrodidae
Source: RefSeq, a predicted model, not a curated record